AUGGUCCUCCCACCUUGCCUACAACCUUCUAAUCCUCGCAAAUUUCCCUUCAAACUGCUAUGCCUUAUCGCUUCAGAGCAGGCUCAGGGUGAUGAGGAGGUUGCCAAGAUCGCAAUUAAGGGAGGGGAAGAGAAAGUGGCUGCAGUGUGGAUAUGCUGGAGCAGUCAACUAUCGAAUGUAUAG
Messenger RNA from Echinococcus granulosus, 183 nucleotides. RefSeq lists its product as hypothetical. The coding region runs from base 1 to 183 and encodes 60 amino acids. NCBI's taxonomy places the organism in Eukaryota, Metazoa, Platyhelminthes, Cestoda, Cyclophyllidea, Taeniidae. The record is from RefSeq and is a predicted model, not a curated record. The transcript has 2 exons.